ACAAUUCAAGUUUCCGCCGUAUUCAAACAGUCACUAGUCGGUGUUCGUUUGUAUACCAAAACAUUUCCCCUCAGUUUACAUGUUUAAAAUGGAGGAAACAGACCAGACACAAGACGCGGUUCCAGAGACGAGAAAUAAUGAGAGACCAAAGAGAAAAGCGAGCUGUAAGAGAAAGUCGAGUGUCCUCGCGCAGGAUUCUUCCCCCGGGAGCAACAACAACAGCAGCCAACGGCCUCCCUUGAGAAGAGGAAGUUCUUUCACCUUUCGUACACCCGGCCCUCAGUGGGACUUCACUUUGAAACGGAAACGCAGAGAGAAAGAUGAAGAUGCAGUCAGCCUGUGCAGCUUUGAUUUUAAGGAACCCAGUACUAAGCGUGUGCGGCCACUGGGCCGAGUCACCUCGCUGGCGAACCUCAUUUCCCCCGCGAAGAAUGGGGCCGUCCGGCGCUUCGGUCAGACCCUGCAGGCUUCACUGCGGGGCGACGGGCGCUCCCCGGGCGUGCCCCAGCACAAGGCAGGCAGCAAGGCUGCAGCACCCACACCACCCAAACGCCGUAAUAGCACCCUCUGGUCCGAAACCCUAGAUGUACACCAAAAAGGAACUUUCUCCACAAAGGAGAUAAAGAGACAAGAGGCCAUAUUUGAGCUGUCUCGAGGAGAGCAUGACCUGAUUGAGGACCUCCAGCUUGCCCGCAAGGCAUACCAUGACCCAAUGUUGAAACUGUCAAUCAUGUCUGAAGAGGAGCUGACUGCCAUCUUUGGAGAUUUGGAUGCUUACAUCCCUCUUCAUGAAGAUCUGUUGGCACAGCUGGCUAUAGCAACAGGCCCUGAUGGGACAGUUGGAGAGAUCGGCCAGAUCGUAGUCAACUGGCUGCCCAGAUUAAAUGCAUACCGGGCAUACUGCAGCAACCAGCUGGCAGCCAAAGCCCUGCUGGACCAGAAAAAGCAGGACCCAAAAGUGCAGGACUUCCUGCAGCGCUGUCUUGAGUCACCCUUCAGCAGGAAGCUGGACCUGUGGAGCUUCCUUGACAUUCCCCGAUCACGGCUGGUCAAAUACCCUCUCCUGCUGAGAGAGAUCCUCCGACACACACCGCCCGAACACCCAGACACUGCCAGCCUUGAAGAAGCUCUUAGCAUUAUUCAGGAUGUGCUGACUGACAUUAACAUGAAGAAAGGCGAGUCAGAAUGCCAGUACUACAUUGAUAAACUGGAGUACCUGGAUGACAAGCAGAAAGAUCCACGCAUAGAGCAGUGCAAGAGCCUGCUGUGCCAUGGCGAGCUGCGUAACAAGAGUGGCACGAAACUGCACGUGUUCCUGUUCAAUGAAGUGCUGGUCCUGACACGGCCCGUUGUGCGGAACGAACGUCAGUGUUUCCAGGUCUACCGUCAGCCCAUUCCGGUACAGGACCUGGUGCUGGAGGACCUGCAGGACGGAGACGUGCGCAUGGGUGGGUCCUUCAGAGGGGCUUUCAGCAACUCGGACAAAGCCAAGAACAUCUUCCGUGUGCGUUUCCAGGACCCAGCACAGGGUCAGUCACAUACACUUCAAGUCAACGACAUCUUCCACAAGCAGCAGUGGCUCAACUGCUUACGCAGUGCCAUGUCUGUCAUCCAGAGCGAUGCUUCCAUUGUCUGCUCCAAUCGCCGCUCCUCCACAGCGUCCUCAAUCGUCCAAAUGGAGGAGACGGACGAGAACCUGCCUCAAAGCAAUGAGCCUCCCAGCCCCACACCUUCCACCACCUCUACAUCAUCUUCCUCGUCCUCAUCCUCCACAUCAUCUAGCUCGCCAAGGAAAUCUAAAAAGGACAAACACAUGCUCUACUCUCUGGGCAAAAGGAAGGAAACCAUGGUGUAGAGAGCUCCUGGGCUCUACAUGGACUUUAAGCUCCUACCAGAGCAGACUUGUAUUUAUGUGUGCUGGAACUCUGUGGAUCUUCAGCAGUGUUUUUUGUUACUGUCCUCAAUGGCAGCUAUAUCCCUUGUAAUCCCCCCCCACACACUCCAAGACAACCCAUGGGGAGCAAAUCUGGACCAGGGAGACACAGUAUUCGCAAGGGUUAACUGCAUGUAUCUCAAGAAGUGUUUUACACACGUACACGCUUUCACUCGGUGAUCAGUGUGUGAGAGUGAGCAUGAGAUCACACAAGCCCUGUUUACUGUUAGUUUGGUAUUAAUGUAUUAUUAAUUUGGGUUGUAAUUAAAUGUUAUCUUUUUUAUAUAUAUAUAUUCUUAAUCAGAAAUUUACUGUAGCUCUUUUUUUUUUUGUUUGUUUGUUUUUGAAACAGCACUGUAGCUUUCAGCUGAAACAAACUGUAUGCAAAAGAUACAAUAAGGAAAAAGAACAGCCACAAAGAAAAGAAAUGAUCAAAAUCAGAAAGGUCUAGUGGAAGAGUUGAAUUUAAAUACAUUCCUCUGAAGACAGUAUCUGUUGUUUUAUCAGCUUGACACUUUGCUGUACGCAUUUUACAUGUUUUGGAAAAACAAUUAAUUUAAAUCCAUUUUUUCUUGAAAACCAAAUGAAAUCACAGUCACAUUGUGAUUUACACUGUCAAUAUCAGGAUAUGUGGUAUAUUAUUUUACUCGUGUAAAAUUUAAACUGAGCCAUGUUGGCUUUUUUUUUUUUUUUUUUUUUUUUUAUUAAAAAGAAAGAAAGAAAGAAAGCGAACUCCCGACAGAAACGGAUACCUUUUCAAUGUAGCAUCUUGCAUGGAGCUUUAAUUGUACAAUGGUAUGUAAAUGCUUGUAUAAAUAGAAUAGUUCACUGAAAUAGCUGGCAAAGAAUGUGUAUGUUGUAUGAUGGCUUAAGAUGUUUGAAUUGCAUUGCGUAAGAAGAGUCUGGCUUUGAUUUUAGACACUACGCUCAAUCACAGUUUUUGGUUGUGUUUCAUUGUAGUGUCCUAUACAAAGCACGAAUGUUGGAUGUGAUGGCGAAAAGCAUGGUGUUUACCAGGAAAGAUAAAAAGCAAGUGGAAAGAUAGGCAAAAAGUGAAUGUUGGAUGGGAAAAAAGUAAUAGCUUGUAUAAAAGACAGAGCUAUGUUGAUGUAUGUACGUUUAUAAGUCUGAAGUGAGCUUGUAAAUCUGUGUUGUACAAAGAGAACACAAUUAAAGGGACAAUAAAGAUCUGUGUAAGAUAUGCAUCUGAAAA
This is a messenger RNA of Tachysurus vachellii, 3146 nucleotides long. RefSeq names its product neuroepithelial cell transforming 1 (gene net1). Gene Ontology annotation, molecular function: guanyl-nucleotide exchange factor activity. The transcript is spliced from 11 exons. The record is from RefSeq and is a predicted model, not a curated record. The coding region runs from base 80 to 1855 and encodes 591 amino acids. Lineage: Eukaryota; Metazoa; Chordata; Actinopteri; Siluriformes; Bagridae. Gene Ontology annotation, biological process: intracellular signal transduction; positive regulation of Rho protein signal transduction.